Messenger RNA from Cynoglossus semilaevis (tongue sole), 2510 nucleotides. RefSeq names its product HNF1 homeobox a. Bases 490 to 2196 code for a protein of 568 amino acids. Gene Ontology annotation, cellular component: nucleus. Lineage: Eukaryota; Metazoa; Chordata; Actinopteri; Pleuronectiformes; Cynoglossidae. Gene Ontology annotation, biological process: insulin secretion; liver development; regulation of transcription by RNA polymerase II. The transcript is spliced from 10 exons. The record is from RefSeq and is a predicted model, not a curated record. Gene Ontology annotation, molecular function: RNA polymerase II cis-regulatory region sequence-specific DNA binding; DNA-binding transcription factor activity, RNA polymerase II-specific.
ACCGCUGAACGUCGUGAUCGUGUGUUUGUAGGUUGUAGGUACGCGCGCACGUGCACUUUUCAAAAAUAACAAUAAAUAAAUGUAAACGCAUUUUCUGAGGAUGUGAUUUACAGUAAAAAACAAACAAACAAAAAAACCGAGUUCAUUCACAUUUACUGUGUGAAUGUGUGUGUGCGUUGUACUUUGGCCACUGUCGGGGACAGACAGAGUAGGGACAAAGUUCACCGAGCACAUGUGAGGGGGAGGGAGGAAAAGAGGAGGAAGAAUGAAAAAAAAAGAGAAAAAAAAGAAAAUUGACCUUUGAAAGGAAAACAGCAGGUGGAGAGCUAAAACAAGGGGCAGCUCCGAAGUCGCACCGAGGGAAAAUGAAGUGAUAAACGCAGCUAUGAUGAGGCCCGACACUGACGGUCCGGCUGUGGUCUGAGCACGCGCUCGUGCACAUGACAGCAGGGCUCUGUUGACCAGGCGAGGUAAGACACGGUGCGUGUCAUGGAGAGAGAGGACGAGGGCCGGCCCGGUGCUCUGACCCCCCUGCAGCAGCAGCUGAUCUGGGCUCUGCUCGAGUCCGGCCUGUCCCGGGACAUCCUGGUCCAAGCCAUGGGGGAGCUGGAGCAGGAGAGAGCCGGCGCUGGGGCGAGGAAGGCCGAACGCGGGGACGGGGAGAGUUCGGAGGAAGGAGAAAUGGACUUCCAGCCGCCCAUCUUCAGGGAGUUGGAGCAGCUGUCCCCGGAGGACGUGGCCAAGAUGAGGGUCGAGGUGGAGCGCCUGCUGCAAGAGGAUCCCUGGCACGUGGCGAAAAAGGUGAAAACCUACAUGCAGCAGCACAACCUCCCCCAGAGAGAGGUGGUGGAGUCCACGGGUCUGAACCAGUCCCACCUCUCGCAGCACCUCAACAAAGGCACGCCCAUGAAAAACCAGAAGAGAGCUGCCCUGUACAGCUGGUAUGUCAAGAAGCGGUGCGAGAUCAGCCAGCAAUUCACCAAUGCCAAACACGGCCUGGCAUCGCUUGAAGAACAGGACAGAAAAGGACGGAGGAACCGAUUCAAGUGGGGUCCGGCGUCGCUGCAGAUCCUGUUCCAGGCCUACGAACGACAGAAGAAUCCCAGCAAAGAGGAGAGAGAAGGGCUGGUGGAAGAAUGUAACAGGGCAGAGUGUCUCCAGAGGGGAGUGUCCCCCUGUCAGCUAGCCGGACUGGGCUCCAACCUGGUGACCGAAGUCCGGGUCUACAACUGGUUCGCCAACCGCAGGAAAGAGGAGGCCUUUCGUCAGAAGCUGGCCCUCGACACACCCUUCGGCAACCAAUCAGCUUCAUCCGUCAACCUCAACCUUCAGUCCAGCCCCGAGCACGGUGUCAAAUACAACCAGCAGAUCCUGUGUGACACCAUCGCUUCUGCCAAGGGUGGUGCUGGACGUCACGUGAUCAGUCCAGUUCAGCUGGAGCCCAGCCACACACUCCUGGAGACCCACAACCCGAAGCAGCUGUCCAGUGGCGGUCCACUGCCCCCCGUAAGCACUCUGACCUCCCUACACAACCUGUCCUGCUCCACCGCGUCCUCACAGGGGCUCAUCAUGGCGUCCCUGCCCAGUGUAAUGAGUCUGGGGGAGUCUUCGCUGCUGAUUGGUCUGGCCUCCACGCAGCCACAGACGGUCAUAAACAACGUAGGGGCCAGCUUCACCACGCUUCAGCCGAUCUCGUUUCAGCAGCAACUUCACGGGUCUCCGCAGCAGCCAAUCACGCAGCAACUUCAGAGUCACAUGGGAGCCAAUCCCUUCAUGGCCACCAUGACGCAGCUGCCGUGUCACAUGUACGCCAAGUCGGACUCGCCCCAGUACCAUCCGUCCAGUCUGCUGUCCCAGGCCAUGGUCAUCACAGACAGCAGCAGCCUGGGGACGCUGACCAGCCUCACUGCCGUCAGACAGAUUUUAACAUCGGACCCGGAAGAGCAGACGGACCAGAGUUUACCGGAAGAUUCUUUGCAUCUGCAGCCACAGACGCCUGUUCCAGGUACAACACCAACACCGAGUCCCAGUCACAGCUGGGUGACGUGCGUUCCUUCACUGGCCUCCUCGUCGGAGAGUCUGGAGCUCUAUCCUUCCUCUCAGGCCUCAGACAGCCACCAGUCUCACCUCCUGUCGCCCUCACCGGCCGACAUCAGCUCCUACAUCCCUGCGCAGCUGGUCUCCACUGCCCAGUAGACGGACAGGGAAUCGAACGCUGCUGUAAACCUGCGUUGACCUCUGGUGACCUCUGUUCCAAACCCUGCGGAGUUGAAGGUUUUUCCCUCUACUCUCCGACUCAAAUUCCAUAAAAACUGUACCAAUGAACAAGGACUCGCUUUAACAAGGAUCAGACACGAAUGACAAUCAACUGAAAAUCAACACCGACAACGUACGUUUGAAAUGUUUUACGAAAUUGAAAAAGUGUUCCCCCUGCUGUUUUUCCCUUAAAUGUAAUUUUUCUUGUUCAUAAAAUAUCUUAAAGUUCAUUAAAUUUUCAACUAUUUGCAGUA